Messenger RNA from Colletotrichum phormii, 1199 nucleotides. RefSeq lists its product as uncharacterized. NCBI's taxonomy places the organism in Eukaryota, Fungi, Ascomycota, Sordariomycetes, Glomerellales, Glomerellaceae. The coding region runs from base 457 to 1131 and encodes 224 amino acids. The record is from RefSeq and is a predicted model, not a curated record. The transcript has a single exon.
CCGCUCCAUUUCAAAGGACUCCACCGUUGUGAAUGACCGGUAACGAGUGACUCUGGUCUCAUCUCAACUUAUCUGCGGCCAAUAACCGUUUGCUCCGUCACACCCUCCGACGGCCCGCUGCAGCCUUCCGUCUUAGUGCACGUUCGGUUUUACCCAUAUUUUUGACACGAACACCAUCAAUGUGAUCGGUUCGCGAUAUCUAAAUGCAACCAAGGGGCUGGUCUUGUAGUCUCUUCUGACCUGAUGCUUAUCACGGAUUCAGGUCCGUGGGUUGUUAUGUUGGUCCCCAGCCAUGAGUGAUGCGUUGCCCUUGAUAAAUGACGGCUGUCCUUGAGUUGUGGACUUCAAACAUCCAGAUCUUCUCAUUCAAAACCUUAGGUUUUAUCCGUCAAUCUGAUUUAAUAUCUCGAAAGAUUACUGCCGAGACCAGAAUACCGAGACGACUGCCGAACCGCCAUGUCGAAACCUCUCCCCUCCCGUCCAAGCGACGAAGACGAGCACUCCCCGCUUCUACCCCGCGAUGCCUCCCCUUCACCCCACAACGAAAACGAAGACGACCCCGACCCCUCGACGCUCCUCCUCUUCCGCCGCGCCGUCGGCAUAAACACCCACCUCCAACCCGCCGACGACUGCGACCUCGAGGCAGGCCGCACCUCCGCCCUCGGCAUCUACGCCUCCACCAUCGCCGUCCACCGCCACUUCCGCACCCUCCGCAUCCUCGCCACAGUGCUCAUCUAUAGCUGUCACGCUACACAGAUCGUCGUCGGCGGCGUGCUCACUUGCCUGGGCCCUUCGGCGGGUGUCCACCGGCGGAGUAUCACGGUGCUCGGCGGGGUGAAUACCGUUGUUGCGGGCGUGUUGACGUGGAUGAAAGGGCAGGGGAUGCCGGAUAAGUUGAAGGGCAAGGAAAUUGAGUUCCGGAGGUUGCAGAAUUGGAUUGAGGAGACGGAGGCGUUGAUGGUUCUCGGGACGGUGGGCGGCACGAGGGAGGAGGUUGGGGGGUUGGUUGAGGCGGCGUAUCGGAGGUGGAAUGCGGCGAAUGAGCGGGGUGAGAACGGGCCGGGGGAGGAGUACGAGGAUGAGGGGAGGAAGGGGAAGGGGUCGACGAUGAGAUGGCUUCGUGGGCGGUGAUAACUUGGGCUUGUGCUGCUGGAUCUCACUCACUUCGAGCGUAUGAGGAACGGUUGAGUGAGUUUAUG